This is a messenger RNA of Paramecium primaurelia, 666 nucleotides long. Lineage: Eukaryota; Ciliophora; Oligohymenophorea; Peniculida; Parameciidae. The record is from the annotation of a GenBank genome assembly.
AUGAAAAAUCAAUAAGGAUAUCUAUCAAAUUUAGAUAUAAAUCGGAAUCAUAAAACAAGUAGUAGAUGUUAUAAAAUGGUUAAUGAGAAGCGUAAUUCAUUGUUAAUAUCUCUGGUUUAACCUAAGAGGAAUGGAAAUACAUCGUUUGUUCAUGAAUUAUAAGAAAUGCCAACGAAAUAAAGAAGAAAGAGUUAUUAAGAGGGUAUUUAAGGGUAGAAAAUGAAUCGAUUGAAUUGUCUAUAUCCUCAAUCCAUUUGUAUGUAACAUGCAAUGUAGAAACCAAAAAUAGACAAUAAGGCUACACUGAGAAAGGCUGUAAAGAGAGCUUCAAUCAUGAUGUCAACAGUAAAAUAUUGGAAGGAUCAUUCUCAAAAGAAAAUUGAGAUUCCAGUAAUGAUUAAAUCCAUUAAUACCAGAGAUAGUUGUUUAUGUGAUAGGAAUGCCUUAACAACUAGGAGUAUGAAAAGAAGCGAGUUACCUCCAGUACUUCUUAGUUAAUUCAGAAUAAGAAAUAAUGAGGGUUUAAUUAAGUACAGUAGAGAUAGAACUGCAGACAAGACUAAAUCAGUUAGUCAUCAUCACUUUUCUAGUCUCCAAACUCCAGCAAUACAAGCUUUUACUUCAAGAUAUAGCAUUCAGCAUGCGAAUAUCAGAAUUAAAUAGUGA